Messenger RNA from Panicum virgatum (switchgrass), 1458 nucleotides. Its product is annotated as DNA replication complex GINS protein SLD5-like. Gene Ontology annotation, biological process: double-strand break repair via break-induced replication; DNA-templated DNA replication. NCBI's taxonomy places the organism in Eukaryota, Viridiplantae, Streptophyta, Magnoliopsida, Poales, Poaceae. The transcript has 7 exons. Gene Ontology annotation, cellular component: GINS complex. The coding region runs from base 420 to 1076 and encodes 218 amino acids. The record is from RefSeq and is a predicted model, not a curated record.
GGUCCGCCUCCGCACGCCGUCCGCGCGCCGCUCUCGCCAACGGCCGUUUAGGGUUUGGGGCCACGACCGCCGACCGCCCCUCCGUCCCAGAUCCGACAGCGUCCCUCCGCCACCGCCUCACUGCGGCUCUCCUCCAGGCCGCCGCCGGACAGAGGCCUUCCUUUACGGAGCCUCGACAUUCUCCAGCCGGACCACCGCCAGGCCGCUGCCCGAACGCGCCGGACUCCUCUAGGCCGUGAAGGAAUCAGAAAUCGGUCAGCUUGCCAAACGAUUUCCCAGAUAGAAUCACUUCCACCAGUGAGGAAUCGGGAGCUGAAGCCCGAAAAACAGGUUCCGGAGAACCGACAGCGCCACGCCUCAAGCUGCUGAACUGCCAGCUUCCCACCUGAGCCGGUAGAGAGCGGGAGAGAAGGGGGAAUAUGUCUUCUUGGGACGAAGACGAGGCUGCAGCGUCCGCGGCCGAGGCAGCGACCACGGAUGUUGAGCUGCUCAAGCGGGCGUGGCGUAACGAGAAGGCUGCGCCAGAAAUCCUCCGCUUCGACUCACCCCUUGUCUCCCGCGUCCGCGAGCAGAUCCAGCUCCUUGAGGAGACACUGGAUGACUUUGCGGACAGCGGUGUCGAUGACCUGGUGGCCUCUCUCUACCAGAUGGACCUCGAUCGCACACUCUUCCUUCUGCGCUCCUACCUCCGCCUCCGCCUGCAGAAGAUUGAGAAGUACACGAUGCACAUCUCCAGGUCUGCUGACCUCCUCAGCCGUCUGUCACCGCAGGAGCGCCGUUUUGCCAAGAGUUGUGCGGAGAUCAUGGAAAAGCAUCUGGAGCAGUCUGUGCUGUCAAAACUGCCAUAUGGUUAUGACUCGGUUUCCAGGCAGUCGUUGUCGAGCACUGAAGAUGACAUGGUUCCAGAGCCUCAGCUCAACACCUUUGUCUUCUGCAAGACUAAGAGCGAUGUAGGAGCCUUCCAACUAGAUGACAUUGGAGAGGAGGUUGUGGACUUGGUUGCAGAUGACUUGUAUGUUCUUCGGUACAAGUCCAUCAAGGGCCUUGUCGAGGGAGGCCGUAUUGACCUUAUCUGAUGUGAAUAACAAGUCGGUGCCUGCAAGAGAGUGAGUAUUGGAGAUGUAACAGCUAAGGCUUAGAACAUAUCAUGAACGUUUUGGUCCAAAACAAACGCACCCAAGGUUCUUCUGAAUUUCUGGAAAGGGUGGAAUCAAGGGAUGAAGAGAACUAGAAUUGCUUAGGACCAUCUCAAGUUAACCUGAACUGAUAAAUACCGUUUAUGUGACACUGACAUGUGGUCUAGGGUCCAUCUGUAAGCCUCACAUUUUGAACAUGAUUGAUGCGGAAGUAGUUUGUUAUUGUUCACCUCAGAUUCAAACGGUUAGGUGCUUAACAAAAGGACACUUGGCACAUUACAGUUUGCCUUUUGAGAUCCUACGAAAUCAAGAAAUAGCCAAA